Messenger RNA from Emiliania huxleyi CCMP1516, 519 nucleotides. RefSeq lists its product as hypothetical. The transcript has a single exon. The record is from RefSeq and is a predicted model, not a curated record. Gene Ontology annotation, molecular function: protein binding. NCBI's taxonomy places the organism in Eukaryota, Haptophyta, Isochrysidales, Noelaerhabdaceae. The annotation marks the transcript as partial.
GGGAAAGUCACCUUCCUGGUCGGCGACGACGAGGAGCGCAUCGACGACGUCAGCAAGUGCGUCAUCUGCGCCCGGUCCCCGGUCUUUCGGACCAUGUUUGGCAUCGGCAUGAAGGAGCGCGACGCCGCCGAGGUCACGGUGACCCACACCGACCUCGCCAGCUUCACCGCCCUCGUCGACUACCUCCUCUCCGACAAGUUCGACCUCGGCGAGGAGGAGGGCAGCAGGGCGCAGCGCGCGCUCGACCUGCGGGAGCUGGCACAGAUGUACCAGGUGCCGCGCCUCGAGCUGCUCUGCGCGCAGGCGCUGCAGGAGAGCGUCGCGCCGGCGACCGCCGUGCCGCUGCUCGAGGCGGCGCACACGAUGGGCGACGGGCGGCUCCUCGCGCAGUGCCGCCGCUACGUGGCCGACCACGCCGCCGAGGUGCGGGCGAGCGGCGGCGUGGAGCAGCUGCGCGACCUGGGCGUGGCCAAGGGGCUGCUCGGCGACGCGCUCGACCAGGUGGCGGAGCUGAAGAAG